This is a messenger RNA of Cyprinodon tularosa, 1507 nucleotides long. RefSeq names its product golgi reassembly stacking protein 2 (gene gorasp2). Gene Ontology annotation, biological process: Golgi organization. The record is from RefSeq and is a predicted model, not a curated record. Gene Ontology annotation, molecular function: protein binding. The transcript has 10 exons. Bases 102 to 1322 code for a protein of 406 amino acids. NCBI's taxonomy places the organism in Eukaryota, Metazoa, Chordata, Actinopteri, Cyprinodontiformes, Cyprinodontidae. Gene Ontology annotation, cellular component: Golgi apparatus.
ACUGCAGCACAGGAAGUGCAGCAGCAGCAGCAGGAAUCACGACAUGACCUGUCCCAGAGCCUCCUGUUAAAACCAGCGCAGGUAUCCGGAUCCAGGGGAAGAUGGGGGGCUCUCAGAGCGUCCAGAUCCCGGGGGGAGGAUCCGAAGGUUACCACGUCCUCCGGGUGCAAGAACAUUCCCCGGGUUACCAUGCAGGACUGGAGCCAUUCUUUGAUUUUAUCAUCUCUGUUUGCGACACUAGGCUGAACAGGGACAACGACACCCUGAAAGAGCUUCUAAGAGUGAAUGUGGAGAAGCCUGUCAAGAUGCUACUAUACAACAGCAAGACGCAAUCUGUGAGGGAGCAGACCAUCACACCCAGCAACACAUGGGGCGGACAGGGCCUUCUGGGUCUCAGCAUUCGCUUCUGCAGCUUUGAAAGAGCCAAUCAAAAUGUUUGGCACGUCUUGGAGGUGGAGCCGAACUCUCCAGCAGGCCUGGCUGAUUUGAGGCCUUUCGUCGAUUACAUAAUCGGAGCGGACACCGCCAUGCGUGAGAGCGAAGACCUGUUUUCCCUCGUGGAGGCGCAUGAGGGGAAGGAGCUGAAGCUCUAUGUUUACAACACUGACGCUGAUAACUGUCGAGAGGUGGUCAUUACCCCAAACUCUGACUGGGGUGGUGAAGGCAGUCUUGGAUGCAAGAUUGGGUUCGGUUACCUACACAGGAUACCUACCAUUAAAGAGGAAAAAAACUCUUGUUCACAUAGUCAUAAUGAAGCGCCACACACAUCCAAAGACGGCUACACAGAGGUCCAGCUCUCUGCUGUGGUUCCAACCGUUCCAGUUGUUGUGUCGUCUUCUGCUCCAACUGGAUUAGAGCGACCUCUCAGCGGUUUGUCUGUCAGCUCUGAGCCAACAGCUGUCCUGAUAAACCCACCAACAGGAAAUCCUGUAACCCCUCCAGCCAACCAUGUAAUACCCACACCGACCCUCCCUCUUCCUGUCAAUGGUUGGUCUGCAACGCAACCAGGCUUCAUUCCACUUCCUGGAGGUCUUCCAGCCUUUUCUCAUUCAACAAACCUAAACGCCACUUUGCCAGGUGUGAGUCGGGUUCUACCACCAGGACUUGGGAUUCAGCAGAAUGGUCUUCCUCCACUCAACUUUCCGGCCUCAGUUUCCAGUGUUUCUUCUUCUCCUCCUGAUCCAACCAUUGCUGUUAAUUCAUACGCCAACAUAUAUCCCUCUUCAACUAUUCAUAUGAACAGUUUACUGACCCAAAACUCCAACCAGUCAUCAGUCUCCAACUCUGGAUCAAUGAAUUUCACAGUGACUGUGGACUCGUAGCACUGAGCACCUGAUAAAGGCGACACCUUUCCCUCAUCUUCUGCAUCAUAAGCAGGUGCUGCUCCACUUGGCUCACAAAUUAGUUCCACAACUUUGUUUGCAUAGCAGCUCCUGGUGAAGACUGAAGAAACUUCAGAUGAAUUUAAAGAUUUUUACUAAACUGAAUUAAAACAUUGCUGGUACUA